AUUACAUACUUCACAAGUACUUUCCGGUCAUUCUUGGUGAACGUGUUAAUAUUUGUUAUGUCCUUUUAAAUAUUUCACAUAUCUUCUGGUAUCCUAAAUAUUGGAAGAUUGAAGUUAUUGAAAAAGAAUUUGGAGGUGAUAAGUUGAGUUCGACAACGAAACGUAUCACAGAACUUUACCCUGAAAAACCUUCUAUAGACAUGGACAUCAUCAUUCAUCCGUUAUCGACCAUAAUUCGCUUCUUGAAAGUUAGAAUUUCGCAGUCCCACACUUCUGUUAAAGGUAGUGGUCUCUUUUGGGACUUUCUAGCUUCAAAUGCUUUGGGAGGAAAACUUAAGAAAGCAAUACAUGAUAAUUACAAGUUUUGGAAAACAGGACAAC
Messenger RNA from Funneliformis mosseae, 381 nucleotides. The record is from the annotation of a GenBank genome assembly. NCBI's taxonomy places the organism in Eukaryota, Fungi, Glomeromycota, Glomeromycetes, Glomerales, Glomeraceae.